Messenger RNA from Umbelopsis ramanniana AG, 4973 nucleotides. RefSeq names its product DNA-directed RNA polymerase II subunit RPB1. The record is from RefSeq and is a predicted model, not a curated record. The transcript has 10 exons. Gene Ontology annotation, cellular component: RNA polymerase II, core complex. Gene Ontology annotation, biological process: DNA-templated transcription. Lineage: Eukaryota; Fungi; Mucoromycota; Umbelopsidomycetes; Umbelopsidales; Umbelopsidaceae. Gene Ontology annotation, molecular function: DNA binding. Bases 104 to 4912 code for a protein of 1602 amino acids.
CACCAGCAGAUGAAUCAGCGCAUUCAAGCUUUUCUCUCUCUUAGCUGAUUGAGAUUCGACCAAACAGCCUCAUCGUAGUCAACUCGAUCGACAACUGCUUAAAAUGAGCGGAAGCAAUUUCGCUUAUUCCUCGGCACCGCUGCGACGUGUGGAUUCGGUACAAUUUGGCAUUUUAUCUCCAGAGGAGAUUAAAGCCAUGUCUGUUGCAAAGAUCGAAUUCCCUGAGCUAUAUGAUGAAGGCACUCAGAAGCCCCGUGUAGGAGGCCUUCUCGACCCUCGUAUGGGCACAAUCGACCGUAAUUUCAAAUGUCAAACCUGUGGCGAAUCAAUGGCUGAAUGUCCGGGACAUUUUGCUCACAUCGAACUUGCUAAACCCGUUUACCAUAUUGGUUUUUUGACCAAAGUCAAGAAGAUUUUGGAAUGCGUUUGUUUCAAAUGCUCCAAGCUGAAAGUCGAUGAAUCCAACCCAAAGUUCAUUAAGGCUCGCAAACAGCGUGAUUCUAAAGCCAGACUUCGUGCUGUUUGGGAUGUUUGCAAAAGUAAAAUGAUCUGCGAAGGAGGUGAUGAUAUGGAUCUUGAUGGUUUGGAUGACGAAGGCAUGAUAGAAGGUGAAGAUGGUGAGAUGAAACGACGAAAGCCUCAUGGUGGCUGUGGACACAAGCAACCUGUCAUCCGAAAGGAGGGUUUGAAAUUGUUCUAUGCCUACCGUUCAGGUGGUGGCGAUGACUCGAAUCCUGAAGGCAAACAGCCCUUGUCUGCUUCUCAAGCUCUUCAGAUCUUAAAAAAUAUCACUGAUCAAGAUAUACGAGACAUGGGUCUAUCUGAGGAAUUUGCUAGACCUGAAUGGAUGAUUAUCACCGUCUUGCCCGUUCCUCCUCCACCCGUUAGACCUAGUAUCCAGAUGGAUGGUACAAGCAAGGGUGAAGAUGAUUUAACACACAAACUUUCCGAUGUACUGAAAGCAAAUGCCAAUGUGAAGCGUUGCGAAACUGAAGGCGCUCCAGUGCACGUUGUUCAAGAAUUCGAACAGUUGUUACAGUUCCACACUGCCACUUACAUGGACAAUGACAUUGCUGGCCAACCGCAAGCAUUGCAGAAAUCUGGCAGACCUCUCAAAUCUAUUCGAGCUAGACUGAAGGGUAAAGAAGGUCGUCUCCGUGGUAAUUUGAUGGGAAAGCGUGUGGAUUUCUCUGCCCGUACUGUCAUUACCGGUGAUCCCAACUUGUCAGUCGACGAAGUUGGUGUGCCCCGCUCUAUUGCUCGCACUCUCACAUACCCCGAAAUCGUCACACCAUAUAAUAUGGACAAGCUUCAAACCUUGGUGCGUAACGGUCCUACCGAACAUCCUGGUGCCAAGUAUGUUAUCCGAGAUACUGGCGAACGUAUUGAUUUGCGAUACCACAAACGUGCUGGUGAAAUACCAUUGCAAUAUGGCUAUAAAGUCGAACGACACAUCAACGAUGGCGAUGUUGUUAUUUUCAAUCGACAACCUUCACUUCACAAAAUGUCCAUGAUGGGUCACAGAAUUCGAGUUAUGCCGUAUUCAACGUUCCGUCUCAAUCUUUCCGUCACAAGUCCUUACAACGCCGAUUUCGAUGGAGACGAAAUGAAUCUUCACGUUCCUCAGUCUUUGGAAACCAGAGCCGAAAUCACAGAGAUUUGCAUGGUGCCAAAGCAAAUCGUAUCUCCACAAUCCAACAAACCUGUCAUGGGUAUUGUACAAGAUACAUUAGCUGGUGUCAACAAGUUCACAAGACGAGACAGCUUCCUUAGCAAAGAUCUAGUAAUGAACAUCGUCAUGUGGGUUCCUGACUGGGACGGUUAUUUGCCAACUCCUGCCAUCUUGAAACCAAAGCCUAUGUGGACUGGCAAGCAAAUCCUUUCCAUGAUUAUUCCAAAAGGUAUCAACUGUCAAACAUUCCACUUUAAUCAUCCAGAUGGUGAAACUACAUGGAUAUCUCCUCGUGAUACCCGAGUCUUCAUUGAAAAUGGUGAACUCAUUUGUGGUAUCGUUUGUAAGAAAACUGUUGGUACUGCCAGUGGUGGUCUCAUUCAUACCAUCAUGAACGAGCAAGGUCCAGAAGCUGCCAAGAACUUCUUGAACGGUGCGCAGACGGUUGUUAACUACUGGUUGCUCCAAAAUGGAUUCAGUAUUGGUAUUGGUGAUACCAUUGCCGAUAGAGACACCAUGGAAAACAUCACUGGCUUGAUUUCUAGCGCUAAAGAUCGUGUCCAAGAAAUUAUUCUUGCUGCUCAACAGGACAAAUUGGAAGUUCAGCCCGGUAUGACCAUUCGAGAAUCUUUCGAAGCUAAAGUCAAUCAAGCUUUGAACAAGGCUCGUGAUGAUGCUGGUAAAAAGGCACAGUCCUCGCUUCGUGAAGAUAACAACGUCAAGCAAAUGGUGGUUGCUGGUUCCAAGGGUUCCUUCAUCAACAUUUCCCAAAUGACAGCUUGUGUCGGUCAACAGAACGUGGAGGGAAAGCGUAUUCCCUAUGGCUUCAAGUUCCGCACAUUGCCUCAUUUUGCUAAAGAUGAUCAUAGUCCGGAAAGUCGUGGUUUCGUCGAAAAUUCAUAUUUGCGUGGUUUAACCCCUCAAGAAUUUUUCUUCCACGCUAUGGGUGGUCGUGAAGGUUUGAUUGAUACUGCUGUCAAAACUGCUGAAACUGGUUAUAUUCAACGUCGUCUUGUCAAGGCACUUGAAGAUGUCAUGGUCAAAUACGAUGGUACCGUCCGAAACUCACUUGGUGACAUUAUUCAGUUCUGUUAUGGUGAAGAUGGUAUGGAUGCUUGCUAUGUGGAAAAACAAAAGAUCUUUACUCUCAAUUGUACGGAUACCCAAUUUGAGAAGCGAUACAAAGCUGAUGUUAUGGACAAGGGCUUCAAGAAGGGCACUUUGGACUUCUCCAUCCUCAAAGAAAUUGAGAACAGUGAAGAAGCACAGCGUUAUUUAGACGAAGAAUUCAGACAGCUGAGUGAAGAUAGACAUAUCCUUCGAUCCUUUAUUUUUACAAGCGGCGAUGACAAGUGGCCACUUCCAAGCAAUUUGCAACGCCUGAUUACGAAUGCUCAGCAAAUCUUCCAUAUUGAUCCUCGCAAGCCUUCCGAUUUGCAUCCGGUUCAAGUGAUCGAUGGUGUUCGCCAAGUUUCUGAAAGAUUGCUUGUUGUUCGUGGUAGCGAUAAGAUCAGUAUCGAUGCUCAACGCAAUGCCACUUUGCUCUUCCAAAUUUUGUUGCGAUCGACUCUGUCCACCAAGAGAGUCAUUGAAGAGUUCCAUCUCAAUACUCAAGCUUUUGAGUGGGUCCUCGGUGAAAUUGAAUCUCGCUUCUUGACUUCCAUUGUCGCUCCUGGUGAAAUGGUUGGUACUGUCGCUGCGCAGUCCAUUGGUGAGCCUGCCACUCAGAUGACUCUCAACACUUUCCAUUAUGCUGGUGUGUCCAGUAAGAACGUUACUCUCGGUGUUCCUCGUCUGAAGGAAAUUAUCAACGUUGCCAAGAACAUCAAGACACCUCGAUUGGAAGUCUGGCUGACACCUGAACGCGCACGCAACAUUGAACUUGCCAAAGAAGUACAAGUUGGCUUGGAACACACUACUCUUCAGAAGGUCACUGCAGCAUCUGAAAUUUACUACGAUCCAGACCCGCGCAACACUGUUAUUGAAGAGGAUGUUGACUUCGUUGACACAUACUAUCAACUUGAAGAUGAUAACUCACCGGUUGUUACUCAAGUUUCUCCAUGGCUUCUUCGUCUCGAAUUGAACCGUGGUAUGAUGAUUGACAAGCGCCUCAAUAUCACCGAAGUUGUUUCCAAGAUCUCUGAAGAUUUCAAGAAUGAUUUGCACGUCAUGGGAAGUGAUGAGAACUCGGAGAAAUUGAUUAUUCGUUGCCGAAUCAUGAACGACGACGAAAACAAGGAUAUGGACGAUGAUGAGACCAAGGUGGAAGAAGACGUUUUCUUACGCAAGUUGGAAGCUAAUAUGUUGAGUUCCAUCACCCUUCGUGGUAUCGCAAGAAUCAGGAAGGUCUACAUCGUUGAACGUAAAGAGACCCGUAUGCACGAAGAUGGUCACUUUGAACAGCAUACCGAAUGGGGUCUGGACACAGAUGGUAUCAACUUACAAGAAGUUAUGUGCCAAGAAGGUGUCGAUUCAAGAAAGACGUACUCCAACAACACUGUUGAAAUUAUGGAGGUUCUUGGUAUUGAAGCUACCCGAAAAGCAUUGCUCAAGGAACUUCGUAAUGUUAUUGAAUUCGAUGGUUCUUAUGUCAACUACCGUCACUUGGCUCUUCUUUGUGAUGUCAUGACCAACCGUGGUCAUCUUAUGGCCAUCACUCGUCAUGGUAUCAAUCGUGCCGAGACUGGAGCUCUCAUGAGAUGUUCCUUCGAAGAAACUGUCGAAAUUCUGAUGGAAGCCUCGGCUGUUGGUGAAUUAGAUGACUGUCGUGGUGUUGCUGAAAACAUUAUGCUUGGUCAAAUCGCUCCUUUGGGAACUGGAGAAUUCGAUGUGAUGUUGGAUGAAGAUAUGUUGAAGGAUAUACCAUAUCCAGAUCGCCAACACUUGCUACCUAAUGGUAUUAAUGGAGAUAAUGCUGGCUUUGCCACACCUGGACCUGGUUUCAUGACACCAAAUGUUGCCACUCCUUAUGACAGUCGCAGUCCUGAUUGGGUUGAUUUCUCUCAUCCAAGCUCUCCUAUUGAAGCCAUGUUCUCACCUAUUGGUGAUUCAGGUGCUUCUUCAAGCUCUGUUGGUGCAAGCCCAUGGCGUGGAGAUAUGAGCCCUUAUGCUGCUAGUCCUGGUUAUUCACCUGCGUCUCCUGGUUAUUCACCACUUCUCCCAACUAUAGCCCUACCAGCCCAAGCUAUAGUCCUACUAGUCCUAGCUACAUCCCACCAGCCCAAGCUACAGCCCAACUAGCCCGAGCUACAGCCCAACUAGUCCAAGCUACAGUCCAACCAGCCCAAGCUAUAGCCCUACA